Procambarus clarkii (red swamp crayfish) is the source of this 1302-nucleotide messenger RNA. RefSeq names its product melanoma-associated antigen E1-like. The record is from RefSeq and is a predicted model, not a curated record. Lineage: Eukaryota; Metazoa; Arthropoda; Malacostraca; Decapoda; Cambaridae.
AUGAAAGCCCCCCCCCAAAAAAAAAAUAACAAAAGAAACAAAACAAUUAUUUCAAACAACAAAACCAUAGAUACGUGGGCCAGUCACAACAGUGGGCCCAGACACAACAGUGGGCCAGACACAACAGUGGGCCCAGACACAACAGUGGGCCCAGACACAACAGUGGGCCCAGUCACAACAGUGGGCCCAGUCACAACAGUGGGCCCAGUCACAACAGUGGGCCCAGACACAACAGUGGGCCCAGUCACAACAGUGGGCCCAGUCACAACAGUGGGCCCAGACACAACAGUGGACCAAACACAACAGUGGGUCCAGUCACAACAGUGGGCCCAGUCACAACAGUGGGCCCAGUCACAACAGUGGGCCCAGUCACAACAGUGGGCCCAGUCACAACAGUGGGCCCAGACACAACAGUGGGCCCAGUCACAACAGUGGGCCCAGUCACAACAGUGGGCCCAGACACAACAGUGGGCCCAGACACAACAGUGGGCCCAGACACAACAGUGGGCCAGACACAACAGUGGGCCCAGACACAACAGUGGGCCCAGACACAACAGUGGGCCCAGACACAACAGUGGGCCCAGACACAACAGUGGACCAAACACAACAGUGGUCCAGUCACAACAGUGGGCCCAGUCACAACAGUGGGCCCAGUCACAACAGUGGGCCCAGUCACAACAGUGGACCAAACACAACAGUGGGCCCAGACACAACAGUGGGCCCAGUCACAACAGUGGGCCCAGACACAACAGUGGACCAAACACAACAGUGGACCAAACACAACAGUGGGUCCAGUCACAACAGUGGACCAACACAACAGUGGGCCCAGACACAACAGUGGGCCCAGACACAACAGUGGGCCCAGACACAACAGUGGGCCCAGACACAACAGUGGACCAAACACAACAGUGGGUCCAGUCACAACAGUGGGCCCAGUCACAACAGUGGGCCCAGUCACAACAGUGGACCAAACACAACAGUGGGCCCAGACACAACAGUGGGCCCAGACACAACAGUGGGCCCAGUCACAACAGUGGGCCCAGACACAACAGUGGACCAAACACAACAGUGGACCAAACACAACAGUGGGUCCAGUCACAACAGUGGGCCCAGUCACAACAGUGGACCAAACACAACAGUGGGCCCAGACACAACAGUGGGCCCAGUCACAACAGUGGCCCAGACACAACAGUGGGCCCAGACACAACAGUGGGCCCAGACACAACAGUGGGCCCAGUUACAACAGUGGGCCCAGACACAACAAUGACCCCAGACACAACACCCAACCAGACACAACAAUGA